AUGGGCGUUCACGGCCUUACAACCUACCUACGGGAACACAGACGAGCCCUUUCUUCUACUGUAAAGCUCGGCAGUCCUUCUCCAGAUCGAGUUUCUAUUGUUGUUGACGGCUGGUCAUUUAUCUAUGCGAUAUCAACCAACAAUUCCAGUCUUCCAUGGGUAUACGGCGGAGAAUACCACGAAUUCAAACGGGCGGCAAAGGCCAUCGUGGAGGCUUGGCUCCGUGUUGGGCUGGACAUCCACUUCGUCUUCGAUGGUGCCUACCCCGACUUGAAGUUUCCAACUCUCGUAACUAGGCUUGGGCAGAGCCAUAUCCAACCGGGCCUCCUCUUCUUCAGAACCUCGGUAGUCUCGCGAUCAACCCCAAGGUCCCUAGCAGAGACAUGGAUGCUCCCUCCCCUGAGCUAUUCAGUCUGCAUAAACGCAUUGAAGGAGGUUCAGGAGACCACCACCUUUCUUCACCUGCACUUUGCAGAUGAAGAAGGUGAUCCCUACGCAGUUGAACUCGCGGGUCGAGUUGGGGGCUACGUCGUCGGAAACGAUUCAGACUUUGUAAUCCUCAACUCUGAAGGAUACCUGGGGUAUAUACCCAUCGACGAAAUGGUGUGGGAAGCGCCAUCUUUAGAAGAAACCCCCGCAGUUGACGACGACGAUGCUGACUUUCAGAUCGUUCGUAAACCCAAGUUCAACCGGAAACCACCUGUCCCAAUGGGCAUCCACCCUCCCGAAACGGGGGAUCUGAAACUCCACCUCACAGCCUACAGCCCCACAAAACUAUCUACCCAUCUCAAUCUACCCGUCACCCUCCUUCCAUUGCUCGGGGCGCUCGUAGGGAAUGACUUCUCCUCGGAAUCCGAAACGCACCGACGUCGACUCCAAAAUCUAUUCUUCGAGCGCACCCUUUCCCUUACACAGCGCAUCGACCAUGCCGCAGCAGUGGUGCGCUCCAUUCUCACCCCAAGUCAAAAUCGCCGCAAGGCGAAGCACGAGGUCGGGAGUGUCAUGGACCUCAUCGACAAAACUGUCAACGCCCUAAUGGCGAGACACCUCACUUCUAUGGGUUCAGGCGAGAUUGAACAGAUCAUCAACGGCGUUGUGGAAGCUACACUGCAGUAUGCUAUUCCCAGGACAGAUCCCCACGACGAACCCCUAUGGCCUACCGAAAUCUGUGCCCUCCACAUGCCCUCCACAUGCUCACUUCUCCCCAUUGUUUCCCGUCGGCUUCUGGAACAGCUUCGAGCCGUCGACGAGGAGGAUCAAGCCUUGCUCGAGAUCCGUCAAGCUCUUAUACAUGCCUAUAGAAAGGGUUCCCUUUCUCCCAAGGUUAUGGACUCUCUCAACACCUCUUCUUCGUGGCCCAGACCUUUCCUGGAGCAUCCAGAUGUCGAGAACGUGAACCGUAGUAUUGGAAGGCCCAUCCGUGCAUGGAUAUACUCUAUUUUAGACGAUGCUGUUGGACUGCCGGAUCCACCCACCGCGCCCGAGGAAGACCCCACCGACUCCGUUCAGUCCGAUGAAGAGGAAGAAGACCCCGACGAACUUAUCGACGUGGUCGAGUCAGAUUCAGAGCAGGAAGACGUCGACUAUCUCGCUCCGUUAAAGGGUGAACUAAACCGCCUCCAGGGUCCUGAGGACGAAUCCGAAGCUACAGAACCGCCCCCCUCUAUCACGUCCUCCCAUCCUCGCGAAAGAACAAGCCCUGCGAUUGUUGCCGAGUACAUCCGUCGAGGGACUCGCGUUGCCGCCGAAGAUGUCGAAGUCCCUUCCUUGCAAAGUUUACUACAAUCCGUCGACCUCGAGGACUUCAGCGAGGAGGGCAGUGCGCAUCUCCUUUUACGUCAGGAAGACGAUAGAUUUACGGUCCUCCUGCGGGCCUUGAAAUCUGACACACCUGCCGUUCGUGCGUUGUCGCCCAUUGAAUUAGCUCCCGUCCUUGCUGUUCGAUGGACAGCAUUGAUGCUAUUCCAGCGAAGCGAGGAGACUGGUAGCAAGGAGCGUGCCAGGGAACGCUGGGCCCCUAUUGAAGCACGCUGCUGGCUUGCAACCUUCCAUGCCGCCCAUACCGAGUUACCCCAGCUAGAUCUCAGCUCAGUCACCGUCGCUGAUAGAAACAUUCAGCUAAUGGCCCAGAUGCUCGUUGCAUUGGAGUGUAUCGAUCAGCUUGCCCAAGUUCUGUUCUUAGAACAACGUGUGCCCUCGCCCGCUCAUUUGCUGUCGGGAAAGCGAUUCCACGCACUCCUCAACAACCCCGAUGCUUUAGUGGACUUGGAUGAUUUGGAUAGGCUGUGGGCUGCUGUGGGAGAAGAUUUCGCGCCCGGGGUCUUCCAAGAACAAAAGACGAAGAAGGUUAAGAAGAAGAAAGGAUCCUCGGAUGCGAUGCCUGCCACCAACGGAUACGGGCGUCAAAAGCAAUACAACUCAGCGGGUACACGGAAGGCUCAAAACCAGAGUUUUUUCGCUCUGCUCGAUUCAGAGGCGAUGUAAUUGUGUUAGCUAUUGGACUCGCCUACUUGUAUUUCAUAAUUCACGUCACAGAUAUUGAAGUUAUGGCGCCGGUGACUGUUAAA
Molecule: messenger RNA, 2567 nt
Organism: Coprinopsis cinerea okayama7#130
Lineage: Eukaryota; Fungi; Basidiomycota; Agaricomycetes; Agaricales; Psathyrellaceae
Exons: 3
Coding region: 1-2484 (827 amino acids)
Source: RefSeq, a predicted model, not a curated record